AGCGGCCUGGCAAGCGGUUGUCUCCUCUGCCUGGGGUGGAGGAGGAGACUUGAGAGAGGGAGAUGGGUUUGUGCCCCCCACUGCUAGGGCCGGCCCACCCAUGAAGCAAGAUGAGAGGAUAUCUGAGGCAGCAAGAUGCACAGGGGCAGCAGAUCCGGAUGUUGACCUUUAUUCAGGGCUGGCCCACACACGAGGCAAGGUUGUGGGGGCUGCAGUCUGGCCCUGAAGCAGGCUGACUUGGUGACAUCAUGGCAGCUGAGGUGAAGGUGACUGGGCAGAACCAGGAGCAGUUCCUGCUGCUGGCGAAAUCUGCCCGUGGAGCUGCCCUGGCCAGCCUCAUUCAUCAAGUGCUCGAAGCCCCUGGCAUUUACGUCUUUGGGGAACUGCUGGACAUGCCCAAUGUUCGUGAGCUAGCUGACAGUGAGUUCUCCGCUGUAUUCCGCCUGCUCACAGUCUUUGCGUAUGGGACAUACUCAGAUUACUUAGCUGAAGCUGGGAAUCUGCCUCCGUUAACAGAGGCUCAGAAGAACAAAUUGCGCCAUCUGUCUGUUGUCACAUUGGCUUCCAAGCUGAAGUGCAUUCCGUACGCAGUGCUGCUGGAGCAGCUUCAGCUGAAGAAUGUGCGUCAGCUAGAGGACUUGGUGAUUGAGGCCGUGUACGCAGAUGUACUGCGGGGGAGCCUGGACCAACGCAACCAGCGAUUAGAGGUCGAUUACAGCAUUGGGAGGGACAUCCGCAGGGAGGAACUCAGCGCCAUCACUCGCACCCUUCAGGAAUGGUGCCAGGGCUGUGAGGUCGUCCUUUCGAGCAUCGAAGAACAAGUGAGCCGGGCUAAUCAGCACAAAGAGCAGCAGUUGGGUCUCAAGCAGCAGAUUGAGAGUGAGGUUGCAAAUCUGAAGAAGACAAUUAAAGUGACAACAGCAGCUGCCGCUGCAGCGACAUCCCAGGAUCCGGAGCAGCAUCUCUCUGAACUCCGGGAGCCUGCUCCGGGUACCAACCAGCGCCAAGCCAGCAAAAAAGCUUCCAAAGGCAAAGGGCUCCGAGGCAGUGCAAAGAUCUGGUCCAAGUCGAACUAGCAGUACCUUUGGCUGGGGAGGACGGCAGGUGUCCCACGUGUGAUGCUUUCUUCUCUAACCUGGAUGUCUCUCUGUGCAACCCCUUCCCCCUUUCCCAGUCUCUCUUUCUCUCUCCCCCCUUGCAUGUAGUUUGCUCUUUCCAUUUUGCUCCUGCCCUGAUACUUUCAUCCAUUCUCGCCUUCCACUGCUCUCUCAUAAUCCUUCCCACUUAUUUUCCGCCUUCUUCUUCUUCUUCUUCUUCUUCUUCUUCUUCUUCUUCUUCUUCUUCUUCUUCUUCUUCUUCUUCUUCUUCUUUUUGCUUUCCCUCUUCUCUGUCUCUCCCUGUCCCCAUCCUCGUGUGGGGUGCAUUUUAAAGAGCCAUAAAGUGACCUCUGUUUCAGUUAUCUUUGCACCCAACAGAAUAUUGUGGAAGCUUGGGUGGAAAUGAAUCUGGCAGCUGAUAGCCACUUUAGUUCUGCGAGCAGAUCCUGGGACAUUUGCUCUGGGACGCAGCUCGACAUCUCGAAUCAUUUGCUUUCCUGGGAUCAGGGGUGGGGAGGGGGCGUGUGAGAGUGUGUCGGAUGGUUUGUUUUGGGGAAAAAAUAGUAUAAAUAUAUAAAGUGAUUUAAAGAAAUAAAUCUAUGGACAUAUCUACAGGA
Messenger RNA from Zootoca vivipara (common lizard), 1714 nucleotides. It is a transcript of the gene COPS7A, whose product is annotated as COP9 signalosome subunit 7A. Gene Ontology annotation, cellular component: COP9 signalosome. Gene Ontology annotation, biological process: COP9 signalosome assembly. NCBI's taxonomy places the organism in Eukaryota, Metazoa, Chordata, Lepidosauria, Squamata, Lacertidae. The record is from RefSeq and is a predicted model, not a curated record.